Contarinia nasturtii (swede midge) is the source of this 2313-nucleotide messenger RNA. RefSeq names its product malectin-A. The transcript has a single exon. Bases 608 to 1462 code for a protein of 284 amino acids. The record is from RefSeq and is a predicted model, not a curated record. Gene Ontology annotation, cellular component: membrane. Lineage: Eukaryota; Metazoa; Arthropoda; Insecta; Diptera; Cecidomyiidae. Gene Ontology annotation, molecular function: carbohydrate binding.
AGUGUGACACUUCGAAAGCCGAUAUUUGACAAUUUCAAAUAAGAACAAGCACGCAGAAGAACACAAGUGCAAACACACAUGCAAAAGAGAGGAAAAGAAAAUUUUAUGAGCGAUUUUGUUAUCGCAAUAACAUUAAUCAUAACUUGUGUGUCUAGUUAAUAGUGAAUGAAACAACGGCCGUACUGUGCACAUUUGUUUUUUUUUUGUUGAAAGUCAAAUGAAUCAAAAAGUGUUUUUAACAAAGUUGAAGCAAGAGAAUAGCAAGAAAAAAGUGGUGUGUCAGCACAAGCACCAGCCUAUGCUAUCGAAUUUACAUUGAUUACGUGGUAAAUGCACAGUGGUCACUUGGAUAAAUAGCAUACAAGGAAACAGCACCGAUUCUAGAAGAGGCUUUGAUCACACUUGGCAAAAGUGCUUCCGUAAAAGCUGAAUAAACAUACCGUAAUCAUUGCACAACCAAACAAAGAAUAUAAUUAAAACGACGAACAAACGCUCAAUUCGAAAUCAAUUUUUGUGAUAACCAACCGAGUAUUAAAAGUAGGUCUUACGUGGUCCUAAUUACAAUUUGUUCAUUAGAAUUAUUAGCAGUAGCAGCAAUAAACGCAACAUGACAACUAUGAAUAUCGUUUUAAUUUUUAUGGAAUUGAUAUGUUUUGUAACGAUAUCACAUGGAUACGAAGUUUUAUAUGCAAUAAAUGCGGGCGGUGAUGCUUUUACCGAUUCGCAUGGCAUUUUUUAUGAUGGCGAUCCGCUGGAUGGAAAAAUUGGCACCGCAUCCGAUUUUGGAAAAUCAUUACGCAUCGGACGUGUACCCGAAGAGGAUGAGCUCAUUUAUCAAACCGAACGAUAUCAUACCGAUUCGUUUCAUUAUGAUAUUCCUGUGCCGACCGACGGUGAAUAUAUAUUGGUAUUGAAAUUUAGCGAAGUUUAUUUCACCAAUGCGGAUAUGAAAGUGUUUGAUGUGGUUCUCAAUUCGGCGCACACAAUUGUUAAGAAAUUGGACAUUUUCAAGCAUGUUGGCAAAGGUGUUGCACACGAUGAAGUGAUUUAUUUUACGGUGUCACGCGGAAUUUUACAUUUGGACGGAGAUGAAUCGCGUGUACGAAACGGUCAAGUGCGUCUUGAAUUUGUUAAAAUUUUGAACUAUGACAAUCCGAAAAUCAACGGAAUCAUUUUAUUCAAAGGACAUAAUCGAAAAGACUUGGAUCAAAUACCACGAUUACAACCGGUUGAAGAGUACUUUGAUCAUGUAUUGAAGGAUAAAUUGGACGUGUAUGAACCGGAUGAUGAUACAAUUCAAAAUAUUCGCGAAGAUGCGAAACAAGAAACGCCUAAAAUACGGAAAACCAGUGGACCUAAACAAGAUAACCCAUAUACACUCGACGAUUCAUCGACCAUGCUACCGAUUUUCAUCGCAAUCGGAGCAUUUGUUCCGCUACUGUUUUGCCUGUGCAAAAUGUGAUUUAAUCACACUUCCACAUAUAUAGUGAAUAAACCGCAUAAGUUAAUGUUAUCAAUCAGCAAAAAUCAAAAGCCAUAUUUUAUGGUGAUUAUUAGCUAAGGUGAUUAUGCAAUGACAGAUUUUUUGUUUCGUUUGAAAAAAAAAGAAAAAGAAAAAAGAACCGAGUUCAUUUAAAGGCAUGUUAUUGAAUUUCGAUAAGAAAAUGCGCACAUAGUGUUUUUCUUCCCUGAUUUAUUAAUCAAUGUAAUAACGCACAUAACGAACAACAAGUAGAAAAAAAUUGUUUUUUUUCCUCUUCACAAUAAUAGUAAGAAUGAGUUAUUGUGACCGACUGAUGAUUUAGUAAAUAUUUGACUGGUUCUCUAUUUUAAGUUACAAAACAGAGAGUUUUGUCAGCCACUGUGUGUGUGAAGAUAGAAUUUAAAAAUUAUUAAAAAUUAAAUUUAUAAAAUUUAAUAACAAUAAGAACAAAUUUGGUGAGGGGAAUUCAUCAUCACGAUUAUUUUUUUUCUGUUUAGUCUGUGCAAUCUCAUCAUUCUCUUUUAAACAUGUUUCAUUUUUCUGCAUUUCAAUUGACAAUUAUAUCAAGACGAUUUUUUUUUGUUUUGAAAAAAAAAAAAAAAAAUACCUUUGUGAUCUGUACUGAUUUUAAUUUCGCUUACCAUUAACAAUGUACUUAAGCGAGUGAAUUGCGGGCUUCUCAUACAAUUAAGCUGAAACAAAUGUAUCACAUUUAUCCAAGACAUAUUAUGUGUAAUUUAGUUUAAUUAUACUAUUGUUGAUAAAACAAAAGAUGAAUUUAAUUUCUUCGUGUGUAUGUUUAAAUGUAUCUGAAUAAAUAAAAAUGCGAA